UUUGUUAGUCUGAGUAAAAGCCUUUUCCUAGCUUCUUGGCAAACAGUUGGAGGACGUUCAGCCGUCGAGUACACAUCGAUUAAAGAAGUCCUCUUCGACGGGAUUGUGCCAAGCUAAAAGUCUUCUGCACCAAAUUCUCAAAGAAAUUAAAAUGCAACUGCUUCCAGUCUCUCUCGUUUGUCUUACUUUGACGACAUCCAUUUUCCUGGCUGAUGGGGGUACUUUGGGAUCCACUGACUAUCUGGAACCCCAAAUACGAGAAGAUACGUUAGCGGAGCUUAAACAGACCGUGGAAUCGCUCAAGACGACCGUAGGCUCGUUAACCAGACAAAUGAUCUUACAGCAAUUGUUCGUGGAGGAAAGAGUAAGAUCUGAUGCUGAUUCUGGUGUGAAGCAAGUUCGACAUGUUCGAGAUGGCACCCAAAACUACCACUCGCAGUCCCACGGUAGUGCAACCCGUCUUGUCGCCAUCCAUGACCAUUCUAACAAUGAUCGUACUGUAGGUUUGGGAGAGUUUGUUGCAGUCCUCAACGGGGUAGAGUUCCGCACAAGACACAAUGACUAUCGCUUGUACAUGCCUCACAGGACCAGCAAGGAGUUACAUGCAGUAGAGGACAUUCCUUUCCCAGACGUUCCACCAGAGGUUACGAGCAAGAAAACUGUCAGUUUAGAGAUUGAAGAAAUGCGUGAAUGGUUCAAGGCAUGGAAAGACCAAGACUACAGUGUCAGAGACUAUCGCAAGUACUUCAAACCUGUGCUGUGCUAUCUCGAGGGAGCUUGGACAGCAGCAUCAGAAGGCAAGAUCGAUGAACCGUUCGAAAGUGACAGGCAUUUUGUAGACGCAUCCAGCUGGUUUGACCUGCAAGAGAAAGUUCGAUUCACUUCUUACGCCGGUAGAAAAGACAACUUGGAGAACUUCUCGUUUCUUCCCACCGCAGUCAUGAACAUCACAGAUGAAGAUUUGCCUGAAUUUGCCCAGUGGAACUAUCGCAUCCUUUGCCAUCCACUCAGCAGAGAUGUUCCUCUAAACCGCCUACGAGUAGUUGAUGAAGUUGCACCUCGAAUGGCAGGGAGAAGAACCUACGACGAACAUUCUGUGACACGUGCUGCUCGCUUCCAACUCAAUCCUUAUGACGAAGACAAGUUCACAGAACGCUUUCAGAGAGCAAAGUUUGGACUUCUUGACGARCUUAUGGCAGAGAUUCCUGGACAAGACAACUAUCCAGGUGAAUUGUAUGAUGACGCGUUUGGUUUAACAGCCUAUUCCUUGGCUCCAGAAAAACAAGACCAAAAGCUCAGAGCAGACAGAUAUCAUCGGUGGUUCAGAGUUGCCGAACCCGAUGCAAUGGGCACAUCCAUUAGACAUCGUGCCUUUGCUGACCAAAAUCUUUUCAUGGCCAUGAACACACAACCCAAGGUUCGAGGCAUGACUCUCAACAGAUGCAAAGGUGAAGAUGAAGACAAGGUCUGUAACACUUGGCACCAAAAAUGGUCGUAUGCCAUCCCCCUAGAGAUCAUCUACCUUACUCCCUUAAGCAAGUGGAAUCCAUACGACAUUGAGUUCAAGGGAAAAGACGGCAAGGGCUAUGCCAAUACAGUUACGGCCAAUGGAAGAAAUGGCGACUUGAUCAAAGAGAAAGCAUUCAAUGGCACAAACAGCAGGAAGUUUUACCGUACUCCAAUGGAGUUCUUUGCAGGGAACGAAGUUGAAGCGGAUGCUGCUGAUACAACUAAGAAUUCUGUUGGAGUCUUGGACAAAAAGGGUGACAUGAGGAUCUGUAAAGCAACUGGGACAAGAAUCUUCUUUCCACCAAUCGGAGACCUCGGUAUUCUACGUCAACGCUAUCCCAUCAUGCCCAUACACGGCGAAGGAAGUGCUGUGUGGAAGGAACUGAAUGCAUUGAAAGACAUGGUUCUCAAGUCCAAGACAAAUGGCUAUAUAUUCAGGGAACCACUUCAAAGUGGGCCAGCACCAACAGAACCUCCAAAUAAAGACACGAGGCUUCAGGUUCAACUGUCUACGUCCAAAGUUCUUGUGCCCCAUACACAUGAAAUAUUGCUAACUUCUGAUGAGGUCAGUUUUGCAAAGGCAGGAGGGUUAGUGAACGUGAUCUCUUCAACUGCCUCAGCCCAUGAGCAUUCAAUGGCCGUUAAGUGGAGUAAGUCCAAUACACGUUUUGUCAUUCAGUCAUGCGAUUCCUCUGACACCGGAGCUAAAAGGUGCUGGGAUUUGCAUCCUGCUAUUCUUGUUAUCAUGCCAGACCAGUAAGAAGACAGACGACUGAUAGCAAGCUACUAAAAGCUACUGAGAAAUAAUACUAAGGCAUUGAUUUUUUCUUCCAAGAAAGCUCAAAUGGUUAAGGGUUUGAGCAAAUAAAACAUUAAGUAUAUAAUAUGCUUGAUAUUAAACACGAAUAGUACGAAUAAAUUAUGGGCAUUUAAAGGCA
Messenger RNA from Actinia tenebrosa (Australian red waratah sea anemone), 2447 nucleotides. RefSeq lists its product as uncharacterized. Lineage: Eukaryota; Metazoa; Cnidaria; Anthozoa; Actiniaria; Actiniidae. The record is from RefSeq and is a predicted model, not a curated record.